GCGCACUGAGCUCCCAACUGCCAUUUUGUGGCAGAGGCUACUCUGCUAAAGCGGGAGAAGGAUUAAAACAAACUGCGAAGAAGCCUGCAUUUCUCGCCAGCCUGUUCAACUUUGUAGCGCAGACUCUCUGCUUUCUGACGAGUUAAACAGGAAGAGAAACACACAAAAAAGAGGUUGGCAGGGACAGUCAGGUAGCCGGCAUUUGAUUCAGCAAAGCUCAGGGCUUUCAGCAGGAAAGCAAAAGGGAGAUCACCUGUAUCACAGCCCUGCAGGCUGCAGCCCAGUGGAAAGAAAUCAUGAAAACAGUCAAUUUAUCGUUGUUAUUCCAGUUCCUACCGAGGAUGGACGGAGGGCCAACAGAGGGUGUAGGUGUGGUGGAGGUCCCCGGCAAAGACUUUCCCUCUAUCCAGGCCGUUCACAGCCAGGAUGCCAUGGUGGCUGACCUCCUCCAGCAAGCUGCAGAGGCCGGGGGCGUGGUAGAGGGACAAGCAGGAGUCCUCCUGGAACAAGAUCACGGGGAUGGAAUGGUAACAGCCACCCAGGCCCAGCAGCAGCUGAUGGAAGCUGGGGUGGGGGUUGGUGUGGAUGGUGGAGCAGGGGUUGAAAUGAUGGUUAUGGACUCACUGGAUCCCACCCUGUUGCAGAUGAAGACUGAGGUGAUCGAUGCUGCAGUGGGGGGAGCAACGACUGUGGGUGUUGUUGGAGGGGUAGCGGGUGGCGCUCACCAAGCAACUGUAACAACAGUGGAUCAGACUCAAAUCAUCACACUACAGGUGGUAAACAUGGAGGAGCAGGCAGCUCUGGGUCUGGGGGAGCUGCAGCUGGUCCAGGUGCCUGUUUCUGCCACCACUGUGGAGGCCCUGCAGCAAGGCACCUUUGUAGACACCACUGCUAUGCCAAAGGACGGAGACCCAGUCAUCUGCCACACCCUGCCGCUGCCGGAGGGCUUUCAGGUAGUUAAAGUUGGCGCUAAUGGGGAGGUGGAGACAGUAGAGCAGGAGGAGGGAGGAGAAGCCCACCCUGAAGAGGAGGAAGAUGAGGAGGUGGGGACCCAGCUGAUGGAAGAAGGGGAGGAUGAACCCAUUCAUCCUACUAAUGACGACUCAAACUGGGCUAAAGACCCGGACUAUCAGCCCCCAAGUGGAACUAUCAAGAAGACCAAGAAGGGUAAAAAGAGUCGCCUGCGUUAUGCUGAAGGAGAUAAGGACAUGGAUGUCAGUGUCUAUGACUUUGAAGAGGAACAACAGGAGGGCCUUCUGUCUGAGGUCAAUGCUGAGAAAGUGGUGGGCAACAUGAAACCACCCAAACCCACCAAGAUCAAGAAGAAAGGAGUCAAGAAGACGUUUCAGUGUGAGCUGUGUAGCUACACGUGCCCUCGACGCUCCAACCUGGACAGACACAUGAAGAGCCACACAGACGAGAGACCUCACAAAUGUCACUUGUGUGGAAGAGCCUUCAGGACAGUCACCCUGCUAAGAAACCAUCUCAAUACACACACUGGAACUCGUCCACACAAGUGCACAGACUGCGAUAUGGCUUUUGUGACCAGUGGAGAGUUGGUUCGUCAUCGUCGCUACAAGCACACGCAUGAGAAACCCUUCAAAUGCUCCAUGUGUGACUACGCCAGUGUGGAGGUGAGCAAAUUAAAGCGUCACAUUCGUUCCCACACCGGUGAGCGUCCAUUCCAGUGCAGUCUUUGCAGCUACGCCAGCAGAGACACGUACAAGCUGAAGAGACACAUGAGGACACACUCAGGAGAGAAACCUUAUGAGUGCUACAUCUGCCAUGCCCGAUUCACCCAGAGUGGAACCAUGAAGAUGCACAUUCUGCAGAAACACACAGAGAAUGUGGCCAAAUUCCACUGUCCGCACUGUGACACUGUCAUCGCACGCAAAAGUGACUUAGGUGUCCAUCUUCGUAAGCAGCACUCAUUCAUUGAGACUGGAAAGAAGUGUCGUUACUGCGACGCUGUUUUCCACGAGCGCUAUGCUCUGAUCCAGCAUCAGAAAUCCCAUAAGAAUGAGAAGAGGUUUAAAUGUGACAUGUGCGACUACUGCUGCCGCCAGGAGCGCCAUAUGGUCAUGCAUCGUCGAACCCACACAGGAGAGAAACCGUAUGCCUGCAGCCAGUGUGAGAAGACCUUCAGACAGAAGCAGCUGCUGGACAUGCACUUCAAACGCUACCACGACCCCAACUUUGUCCCCACCGCCUUUGUCUGCCCCAAGUGUAGCAAGACCUUCACUCGCAGGAACACCAUGGCUCGCCACGCUGAGAACUGCAAUGGUGAAGUGGAGGAUGCUGAGAACGGAGCUCCAACCCCAAAGAAAGGAAAGAGAGGAAGAAAGCGGAAGAUGAGGAGCAGGAGAGAUGAGGAUGACAGCGAGGAGGACCACGCUGAACUGGACGAUGAGGAGGAGGAGGAGGAGGACGACGGUGAGGGUGAAGGUGAGGAAGAUGCAUCGCUCCUACAGGAAGAGGAGGAGCCAGAAAACAUGGAACUGGACCAGGCGCCUGCCGCCAUCCCAGUACCGGCUCCCGAUGAGCCACCGGUCAAGAGGAAACGAGGCCGACCCCCUAAGAACGCCCCCAAGACUCCAACACCCAGCAAAUCAGUCAGGGUGGCUGCCAAGGCGGCUGCUUCUGCUGCUGCCAUCAUCCAGGUGGAGGAUGAGAGCACCGGAGCAGUGGAGAACAUCAUAGUGAAGAAGGAGGAUAGCGACGUCUCUGCGGUGACUCCUCUGGAUCAGGGCAUGGCCCUGACCGUGGAGGGUGUGGGGCUGGACGGGGAAGGGGUGGAGACUGUUGAGCUGGCUGUGAACGAGGAAACGGCGGCUGCCGCCGCCAACGGAGAUCUGACGCCAGAGAUGAUCCUCAGCAUGAUGGACCGGUGAACUCGACACAGCCACACAUGUAGCCGGACUAUGAGUACAAUUGGCAAACACACAUUAACAUUUCCACAUCCUUGGCCUUCACCUUGUGUACCAUCUGUGUGAGCUUGUAAUGGCAGCCAUUUUGCCUCCAUUGAAGUGGCUGCAAAAAAAAUGGGGGCAGCAAAAACGACCAUGCACAAAGAAGGGAAGCCGCAUGUAAAUACUUAACACAGUAGCUUCACAUCCAUGUACAUCAACUGCAUUCUAAUGUUUGUGGGUCUCUUUCUCUCACACACAUACACAAACACACAUAUACACACACACCCAUAAAAUACCAGACCCCACUGCACAUACCUGUGUCAUCUCCCACAUAAUAUACAGAUAUCGUCCAAGCUAAUGACAGACUGCUCUCUGCUCUUAAAUGCUUAUUUCGGUUUGAAAGUCUUCUGAAUGAAUCGGUGUGUUACUUGUUUCUAUCCAAAGCCACAUCCUGUGUCAGUCUCUACCCACGCCUUCUGCAGCUCCUUCAGCUCCUUUUUAUGUUGCUCUGCCAAAAGGAGACGUUAUUUGAUCUACCUUCACUUUUCACUUUGAUUUUCUGCUGUCCUGCUUGGUGUUCUUGCAACUAUGCUGCUUUAGCAAAUUCCAAGCCUUUAUAUGUGUAUAUAUAGAUAUUAAUGUAGAUUUUCCUAAUGAAAUGUAGUAUAUGGUACUUGAGUUUGUCUCUGAGAUACCACUUGCUCUCAGUCACAUGAUCUGUAUGUGUGUCGUCCCCCCCCCCAAAAAGUAUGAUUUUCCUCCUUGGCCUGAGUGUGAACACAUCACGUGUUGUGAUGUUGGUACAUUGAGGCUUUUACAGAGAAUUUUCUUUAUUUAUGAGCAAACAGACACUGGCAGAUACAUUCAAAUGAAUUGAAGUCAGUGAAAACUGUUUUCAGCUUUCCAGUUAUUCGAGUUUGACAUCCAAACUGCCGGCCGCCAACCUUGUUCUAAUGGAAACGUUCCCUCAGUCAGCUCAUGUAAAUAAAAUAGUUGCGAUAGCUGCUAAUUUAGUUUCCCAGCACCAACCCUAGUCUGAGAGGAAGUCAUCACUAAAUGAAGAUACUUGUCAUUCAUGGUUAAUGUUCCACAUUUUGAAGGAGGUAGUUUUGCCAUCACAUCAAUUUGAAUGAUCCCUGGCGGUUGGAGAAGAUGCAGAUAACCCUGAUUCAGUUAGUUCUACAACGUUCUACAGUUGUGAUUUUUGAACAUUCCAAGUACGUUAAUGAACAUGGAAUUAUGUCUUUGUAUUUGAAUCAUUUCACUUGAAGUAAUGAGCAGUAACAAACUCAAACAUUGUUUGGCAAAGUAAUACCAGCCGCUCUUUAUUUUGCCUAUAAAUAUAUUCACUUAAUAUUGUGCUUGGAACAGUUAUCAAAGACCAGAUUGUGAAUCAGUGCAUCACUCAAACACCGCCAGCCCCCACAAUAAUCAAUGAUCACCAACAUGUAAAUACACAUUUUAAACCCUUUGCUUUUUCAUUGAUUGUGAAGCUUUUUAAUGUUUUAAAUGGCUGAUUUGGAGAUGCGUUGGUUAAAAGGGAUAUUGAGGUUUUCAGUUCUUUGGUGCCGUACCUGGUACUCCAUGUCCCGAGCUCGUAAAGGUGAUUAGCAAAAUGUCCUCUUCAUCAUGCUUUCCUUACAGACGAGCCCCUCUUAACCAACCAAAGUGAAUUGGACCUAAUCUGAACCACUAUCAUUUUUCUGUGUAUAUUCUGUUGCUCAUAGCCAUUUUGUAUUCUGCUGUUUGCAGAUACAAAACAGUUUUUCAGUUUGAGUUUUCUGGACAGUUUAUAGUUGCCCCUGUGUUUCUCUGCAGCUGGUCCAGGUUCAGUAGCACGACCGAAGCUUUGUCUCAUUAUGUUCUCCUCUAACCUUUUGUUAGGUGACUUUCACCUGUAAAGGAACAAGAGGUGUUUGAGUAUCUGUUGAAAGACUAAUCUACACACACAAAUAAAGAAUGAAGUUCAGCUAGUAAAUUGUAUGUAACAACAAACAGCCUUAAUGUUUGUUUUUGACAGGUUUUAUACUCUUUACUGUACUAUGUGACUUAAUUAGGUUAUUAAGACGACUUUUCCGCACUAUUCUCAGCCUUGUAAGUCUUGCAGUUGCACCUGCCCUGGGCGUUUAGUCGUUGUCCAUUUGCAGCUGAUACUGAGAUAUGUCCUCUCCAGGUCAAUCACUCCAGUGAUCCCUGAUUUGGAUUUACAAAAGAAACACGGUUAAGAUCGUUUGUGGGUUAGAACAAAAAUGAUUUUCAACAAAUGUUAUGAUUUGAGUCUUCUGAAGAUGUUAAUCUUGAGACUUUCCUCGUGAGCUUGAACACAGGUUAUGAUGGUUAUGUGGCCUUUACCCCCACGCUCUGCUGAUAUGCGACUGCUACAUAAACUCCUCCUCUCCACCUCCCAGUAACAACGUCCAGUCAGACUCUCUACUCAGGACCUGAGACCUGUCAGUACAUCUGUCUGGGGGACUAGAAUAAGACUGAUGUUUCAAUAUGAAUGUUGCUUUCCUGUUCCCCUCAGAUAAUAACAGCCGUGUGUUUGGAUCCAGUGUGAUUUCACGUGAAUAUUUUAAGAAUCCAGCUCUGGUCUUGGGUUGCGGUUGUGACGGUAAAACGUCCACUUCAGUCCAGUCAGUGAGACGUUUGUCCACUUCUCUCUCAGAACCUCCUGUGGUUUAUCUCUGACUUCUGUCAUGUCCUCAAAGCAGCUCAGAGGAUUGAUAUGGAUGCUGGAUGAUGAUUGGCUGAGUGGUGACAGUGAGGGGUAGUUCUGUAGAAGCUGUUUGUGAUCCUCUGUGUGUGAGAGCUUCUUCAGCUCAGCGUCUUUCCUCUUCAGCUCAGUGAUCUCCUGCUCCAGCUUCUCCUGUAGCUCUUUUGACUCGACUCACUUCUCUUUCCUGCUGGGAUCUGACCUGCUGCUUCACAUCAGAGCUUCUCGGUGAAGAUCUUCUCGCUGUCCUCCACCGCUUUAUCAGCAGAGAGAUUGAUGGCCUCUACCUGCUGUUGAAGCAGCUUCACAUCUUUCUCGACCCCCCCCCCAAAUCUUCUUCAGCUCCUCCACUAAAUCUGCUAACAUGGUGUUUUUCAGCAGGACAGGCCUCUGUGUGAACGUCUUCCUGCACUGAGGGCAGCUGUAGCUGUACUUACAAUGCUCUACAUCCCAGUGGCUUUUAAUACAGUUCAUGCAGUAGAUCCUUCAGUAGAUCCAGACAGAUGGAACAAGAGAAGGUUGCCCGGUCCAGCUGAACUCCUUUCUGCGCCAUUUCACAACAAAAACAUGUAAACGCAUGAAAAACGUCGAAAAAAUAGACUAUCACAACAAUCAGCUCUUAGCCACAAACAUGGAGACUAAUAUAAGUCGAAGAGUUAAGACAGAAUUUAACCCUUAAAUGACUUCGGUCUAUUUCAGUUUACACAACUCAGCAGACUCUCGAGUAUAAUAAACCUUUAGUCCAGCAUAGAGCGGCUGAGUGAAUGUGGUCUGGACUCUGGAGAGAGUCAUGGUUUCAGAGACUCUGUAGAAGGACAGAAUACCUGCACUGUGAUCCAGGUACACUCCUACUCUGGAGGACUCAGGACCUGAGACGAGAGUUUGGACUUUGUUGUACCAAAAUGUAUAACCGUUGUUGUUAGAAUAUACAAGACCUGUUAUAGUAAGAUGGAACCAUUUCCUCUGUAAUAUAACAUUGGCUAGAUGCUCAGAAUUGUAAAAAAAAAAACUAGUAUACUGGCUCUGAAGAACCAUGGACACAGAAAGAUGGCAGUGCCAAGAUCCUGGUAGAAGGUGUCUGAGGAAUCAAUGUUCAUAAAUCAAAUUGACACUUUGUAAGAAUCUUUGAGAAACAUCAGUCCUGUGACUGUACUGCUGUGGUCAGAGAUUUCACCCUGUAAAACAACAAAGAUCCAAAUGUGUUAUCAACCGAUCAUGUUAUUGUUCUGCAGGCGGACAGAUGGAAGAUGGAUGUUUGACUGUUCUCAUAGCAACAGCUUUGUUUUUUGGUUUGUUGGCACAUUGUUUUGGCAGAAGAAGUGAGACAACGGUUUUAAGAUGGUUUUAAAGCACCACCCUGUUUUAAGUUGAAGACCAGGAAAACAGAAAAAACCCUUUGUCCUGUCUUUUUGAAGAUGAGACACUGUAAAGCUGAUGGAAAAUAAAAUCAUCCUAAUGGGCCCAUGA
Molecule: messenger RNA, 7089 nt
Organism: Perca fluviatilis (European perch)
Lineage: Eukaryota; Metazoa; Chordata; Actinopteri; Perciformes; Percidae
Gene: ctcf
Product: CCCTC-binding factor (zinc finger protein)
Exons: 17
Coding region: 297-2891 (864 amino acids)
Biological process (GO): regulation of transcription by RNA polymerase II
Cellular component (GO): nucleus
Molecular function (GO): DNA-binding transcription factor activity, RNA polymerase II-specific; RNA polymerase II transcription regulatory region sequence-specific DNA binding
Source: RefSeq, a predicted model, not a curated record